UUUGGCAGUUGCAGAAAUGCGGACGGAGUGGAAUUCUACAAUGAGAUCAACCUGUACGCCAGGGUGAACGCCAAGGACUCGCAGGACAAGCGCUCUGACCGCUCCAUCACAUGCUUCAUGAGGAAGUGGAAGGAGAAAGUGGCCUGGCCACGCAUCACCAAGGAGAACAUCAAGGUGCAUGGCGCCCAGCAGCCAGGACUACUCACACCUUGGAGCCAUCUCCCCUGUGCAGCCUCAGCACGCAUACUGUGCCCACACGGUGCUUCCGUUUCCCUGCAUCCAGCAGAACUCAAGGCUGUUGCUUGCGCUUCUCUUUCAGGGCAACAUCUCAUCACUGCCAUUGCAGAACUGAUGUUUGGAUUCAGGACAACUUCAUGGGAGCUGGGUCGUCAGCGAAGUGUCAUUGAGCUGGACACUCCCUCGAUGACAGCAGAGCAAGUAGAGGCCCUGGAGAGGAGUGUGAAUGAGAAAAUCCGUGAGCGGGUACCCGUGACAGUGAGGGAACUGGCUGCAGAUGACCCUGAGGUUGAAAAAGUGAGAAGCCGGGGUUUGCCAGAUGACCACGCUGGGCCGGUGCGAGUUAUAAGCAUCGAAGGCAUAGACUCCAACAUGUGCUGUGGGACUCAUGUCUCUAACCUGAGUGACUUGCAGGUUAUUAAACUCCUUGGCACAGAAAAAGGGAAAAAGAACAAAACGAACUUGGUUUUCCUGGCAGGAAAUAGAGUGCUGAAGUCUAUCGAACAAAGUUACAACACUGAGAAGGCUCUAACCUCGCUGCUCAAAAAUGGACCAGGUGAGCACGUAGAGGCUGUGAAGAGGUUGCAGAGUUCUGUGAAACUGCUUCAGAAGAAUAACUUGAACCUGCUUAGAGACAUUGCUGUUUUGAUAGCCCGGGACUUCAAAAGCAAACCUAUUCAAAGUGAGCUGUUUGUGUUACACAGGAAAGAGGGUGACUCUGAAUUCAUGAACAUCAUUGCUAAUGAGAUUGGGACAGAGGAAACCCUGCUAUUCCUGACUGUGGGAGAUGAAAAAGAAGCAGGACUCUUUCUUCUGGCUGGGCCUGUUGAAGCAGUUGAGAAUUUAGGUCCCAGGGUGGCAGAGCUGCUGGGAGGCAAAGGAGCUGGGAAGCGAGGCCGCUUUCAGGGCAAGGCAACCAAGAUGAGUCGGCGAGGAGAAGUGCAAGCUCUGCUCCAGGAAUUCAUCAGCCAUCAAAGCCCUGAAGCAUAAGAAAUGAUUCUCAAAAUAGGGCUGUCUUCCCUGCUCUGCGUAAUCUCCACCAACUUCCCUCCCAGAGAAUAAGGACAUAAAAAUAACAGCUGUGGUGUGUAUACACUCUGUGUGAGCAGAUUUGGUGGUCAUGGAAAGCUGGAGAGGUGGUGGUGGGGGGUCUGCUGGCCACUAUUUCCUCUGGCCUAUGAUGCUGCAAGGUUUUUCUUUCAUUUCCCCAGACAAGUAGUAAUAUUCUUAAGUGAUUAAAAGUAGUCACUAUUUAAUUAUUUUGUGGGGUUAUUACAAACCGAUAGAGGGUCCCUCCUGUUUGCAGUGUACUGUGGCUUUUACUUUACGCCAGUUGCUGAGGAGUAAUUGCUUUUUGAGCAUAUUUAUUCAUAAUAAGCUGGACGCAUCUAAAACAAUCAGAAUACUGUGAAGAAGCAGGGCGUUGAACAGGAGAUUCACCGACGGCUGUGGAGAAAAUCAAUCAAGCUUUUGCUGCUGAAAUUUUGUAGGGAGAAGAAGGAAUGAAAUAUGACAGGAAUUAGAGGGUUGCUGAAAUCUGGACAUCCCCCUUAAAAGAUCAAACUAAGCUUUUCACCAGUUACAGCUGCCUACUGUCACUUCCUCAGAGAUGAAACUGGAAGGCAAGAUGACAAGAUGCUGUAGUUAAACCUGUCAGCGAGGAAGGGAAGUAGCAGCAGUUCUGUGCAUGACAACUCAUGUUUUUUUGAAUGGACUUAUUUUUUUCCUGUUUACUCAGAAAUCUCUGCAGCUGCUGGAGGACUGAACAUGUUUGUGCUGAUGCUAUUGCUAGCACCCCUCACUGCUGGUUAAUACGCAGCCUGCUGCCCUCUGGACUCAAUGGUUCCCUUUGGCAGCAAGCUAUUGACUCAGCUGGGAAGCUGAUGCAAGCGGUUGGAAGGUAACACUUGACUUCAUGCUUGCAUCUUAAAACACUACUUCAGUACGUUAUUGCAGAUUUCAUUCAUUUGUAGGUGGCCCUGGCAGAACCACAUUAACGCAUACAUGCUAACUCUUUGUACAUGACAAUUGAAUGCAGAUAGAAGACACCUCCUAGUGCUUUGUUUUGCAGGCAGCUGCACAGCAGGCAUUUCUUGUAGGUGUGUGCCUAAACAUUUCCUUCACUUCUGCUGCCAUGAGCUUGAGCUUUCUGUACCAUUCUCUACUCCCAAGCAGUGGCUUUGCCCCCACCUCUGCAAAAGCCUCUUAUGUUAGACUUUUCUACACAGUAAGAAAUGUCUAUGGAAAAGAAGCCCGUAGGAUUAAUAAAAAAAAACCCUACUCCA
Struthio camelus australis is the source of this 2522-nucleotide messenger RNA. The record is from RefSeq and is a predicted model, not a curated record. Lineage: Eukaryota; Metazoa; Chordata; Aves; Struthioniformes; Struthionidae.